This is a messenger RNA of Paramecium octaurelia, 1002 nucleotides long. The record is from the annotation of a GenBank genome assembly. Lineage: Eukaryota; Ciliophora; Oligohymenophorea; Peniculida; Parameciidae.
AUGAAAUCUCCAACGCGUAUCAUAAAUGGUUUAUAUAUUGGAGACUAGGGUGCAGCGCACGUAUAUUGAUAAAUAUGAUAUUAGGACCUAGAGUUCCUGAUAACAAACAAAAUCAAGAAAAUCAUCAAUUGUGCUGGCAAAUAAAUUCCAAAUCAUUGGGAGUCUAUUGGUAUAGAAUACUUGACCUAUGGUUGGAUUGAAAACGACUAUCAGUAUGCUAUUGACCAUUCUCGUUGUUUUUCAUUUAUAAAUGAUACUUUGGAGGCGGGAGAAGCAGUUUUAGUUCACUCAAUAAGUGCUCUCAAUCGUUCUGUUUUUGUUAUAGUUGUCUUUUUGAUGAAGAAGUAAUUAAGUAUUUUUACCUAUUUAUAGAUUUAAAUGGACCUUAUAAAAAACACUUUAGCAUGUCCAGAACCUUAAACACAAUCCUGAUAUAAAAUAAAAUGUGAUGCAGCAACUAGUGAAUUUUGAAAAAUGGCUUCUACUUAGUAAUUUAGCCAACAAUUAGGAUUUCAAUUAAUAUUAUGAUGAGGUUUUGGCAAGAAAUACUUAUUUGAAUAGUUAAAAGCCUUAAUAAUGUGAACCAAGAAGAAGAAGGGAGGUAAUUUCUAAAAAAGUGCAAUGGAAUAAAACAAUCAUAUCAUAAUACAUUCCUCCAUAUUAUUAAAUGUAUUCAUUUUUACUAAGUUUAAGUUAAUUCAAAAAUCUAUCAAAAUUUUAAUCUGAACCUGUAAAUCAGGUUUAAAUUAAAAAUACAUAACUUCCCGCAACACCAAGAAGAUAGACAAUUGAUAAUUGGAUGAAUAGAAAACUCCCUUUGAAUUAAAUUGUUGAUGAAAAAAAGUUAAACCUUUUUAACAUCAAAUCUGAUAGGCAAUCAAUAAGACCUUAAUUAAGACCAGGGACUGCUCCAUUAAAAAGACUUGUAAAAAAUACUUGGCAAUCAUAAUCCCAUAGAGUCUUAGUUAAAUAAUCAUGAUUAUAAAUAUAAACAAUCUUUUU